UCAGGUGCCAAGCACAGAGAGAGAGAGAGAGAGAGAGAGACAGAGAGGUAAACAGCUCCCCGAGGAAGCAGCGUGGACGGCCUGGGGAAGACAGUCAGUACCAGGGCACAGCCGCUUCCUUCACCACACAAUGACCUCCUCCGAUGAUGAUUACAGCUUCGUGUUUAAAGUGGUCCUAAUCGGGGAGUCUGGGGUCGGAAAGAGCAACCUCCUUUCCCGCUUCACCCGCAAUGAAUUUAAUCAUGACAGCCGCACCACCAUCGGGGUAGAGUUCUCCACACGGAGCGUGCUGGUCAAUGGCGUGACGGUGAAGACACAGAUUUGGGACACGGCUGGUCUGGAACGUUAUAGAGCAAUCACUUCGGCGUAUUACCGUGGCGCAGUUGGAGCCCUCCUAGUCUACGACAUCUCCAAGCAUUUGACCUACGAGAAGGUGGAGUGCUGGCUGAAGGAGCUCCUGGAUCAUGCCGACAACAACCUGGUGGUCAUGUUGGUGGGCAACAAGUCCGACCUCGCUGACAUCCGAGCUGUUCCCGUUGAGGAGGCCAAGUCAUUCGCAGAGAAACACGACAUGCUUUUCAUGGAGACAUCCGCUCUUGACUCGACCAAUGUGGAGCCAGCGUUCCAGGAGGUGAUCUCAGAGAUCUUUCACCGACGCUCCCAGAACCGCAGCAACAAGCAGGUGAUCAACAGCGUCGCCCUCAGUGCCACUAGUGUCACCAACGAGGGAGCCUUGGUGGAUGGCACAGCCAAGAAACCAUGCUGUCAAAACAUCUGACCCGUGCGCGGGUUGGGGCACGGGACGGGGAGAGAGCACGCCGCCCCCUGUCUGGAUCCCCCGUCAAACCCACACCUCCCCUGAAAAUCCCACCCUUACUCGCCCCGACACCCACUUUCAGAUACCAUUCCUCCCCCAACCCUCUCC
Messenger RNA from Hemiscyllium ocellatum (epaulette shark), 925 nucleotides. RefSeq names its product ras-related protein Rab-11A-like. The record is from RefSeq and is a predicted model, not a curated record. Gene Ontology annotation, cellular component: recycling endosome. Bases 131 to 778 code for a protein of 215 amino acids. The transcript has 5 exons. Gene Ontology annotation, molecular function: GTPase activity; GTP binding. NCBI's taxonomy places the organism in Eukaryota, Metazoa, Chordata, Chondrichthyes, Orectolobiformes, Hemiscylliidae. Gene Ontology annotation, biological process: exocytosis.